AUGACAACGAAGGCGAUCAAGAUGACGAUGACGCCGACGCCGACGCUGAGGAUGAUGACGCUGAGGAACGGCGGCGGCGGCGGAAAGACAAGGGGGAACAGAGAGGGCACAAACGGGUAUAUCCCUCCCUCCCUCGGCUCCCUCCUGCGCUCCCACUUGGCUCGUUCGAUACCACGACCGCUCAUCUGCCUCAGCUACUCGUUCCCUCGGCCCCUUGCACACACGUCCCUUCGACCAGUUGCCUGCUCCCACCGCUGUCUCAUUCGACACGAUCCACGGUCUCCACGGCAGCGGCGUCCCGCUCCACCAACACCCACGAACCAACGCUGCUCGACGACGCGGAAAACCACGACAACGAGGAGGAGAACGAGAAGGAGCACAGAAAAGGGAGGAAACGGACGACGAGGACAUAACCAUAGGUACGUCGUCACUGGCCCCAGUUCCUCCCCCGUACACGCACACCUCUCGCCCUCGACCUCCUCUCCACGUCGCCCUCAACGGCCUAUCCCUCGACUCUACCCGCCCCCUCCUCUCGUCUGCUCAACCUCACCCACCUCCGACCCGCUCUCCCGUCCGCCCCGCUCUCUCGUUCGACCCGCUCUCCCGUCCGACUCGCUCCCCCGUCCGACCCUCUCGACCCGAUCGCUCGCUGUGCUACCCUCCCCGCUCUCCUUGCACGAUCUCAUGCCCACUGGCCCGCUGGCCCACCGGCCGGCUCGCCCGCAUCGUCCACAUCGCCUCGCGCAUCGCAUGCGUUGCCCGGACCCACGCUCGACUCACCCGCAUCUCCCGCUCGACGCCGCGCUCGCCUGCUCGCUCCAGCUCGACACCACCGCCGUCCACCACCCCGACACGUCCUCCACCUUCCCUCUACCUCCUCCGCCUCCUCCGCUGUCGCCACCACCACCACCCACACCACCACUACCACUGCUUCCUCCACCUCACGCCGCUCCUCUGAGUUGUGGCGCACCAUGCCCAGCGCCGGCGGCUGAGACUGCACCGUGCAACCUCCUCCGCACCGCCCUCCUCCGUGCCGCCCUCCUCCGUGCCGCCCUCCUCCGUGCCGCCCUCCUCGACCAGGCAGUAGCUGCCCCAUCCGCAUCCGCAUCCUCGCGCACCGGCCGGUGCUAG
Molecule: messenger RNA, 1131 nt
Organism: Heterobasidion irregulare TC 32-1
Lineage: Eukaryota; Fungi; Basidiomycota; Agaricomycetes; Russulales; Bondarzewiaceae
Exons: 2
Coding region: 1-1131 (376 amino acids)
Source: RefSeq, a predicted model, not a curated record